AGCGCCAGCCGCGACAUGGGCAGCAUCGCCAAGGAGCCCGGCCCGACCCUCGAGCCCGCCGCGCCGCGCCAGCCCAAGGAGACGGGGCGCGCCGAGCACCGCGCCGCCGUCAAGCGGGACUGCCAGCACCGGAUCUUUGUGAACCGAAGCCUGGCGUUGGAGAAGAUCAAAUGCUUCGGCUUCGAUAUGGACUAUACACUAGCAAUGUACAAGUCCCCAGACUAUGAAGAGCUGGCUUUCGAACUGCUGCUGGAGCGAUUGGUUUCCAUCGGAUACCCCCACGAGAUCCUGGAGUAUAAAUAUGAUCCCACUUUCCCUACCAGGGGCCUGGUAUUUGAUGCCUUGUAUGGGAAUUUGCUGAAGGUGGACUCCCAUGGGAACCUCCUAGUGUGUGCACAUGGCUUCCGCUUCCUCAAAGGGGCUGAAAUCUGGAAUUUUUACCCAAACAAGUUCAUCCAGAGGGAUGACAUGAAGCGCUUCCAUAUCCUGAACACUUUAUUUAACCUGACAGAGACCUACCUCUUUGCCUGCCUGGUGGAUUUCUUUACCAACUGCUCCCGAUAUGUGAACUGUGAUACAGGCUACAAACACGGCAACCUCUUCAUGUCUUUCCGGAGCAUGUUCCAAGAUGUCCGAGAAGCCAUGGACUACAUCCAUCUCUCAGGCUGCCUCAAGGAAAAGACGCUGGAGAACCUGGAGAAGUACCUGGUGAAAGAUCCUCGUGUUCCCCUCCUGCUGAGCCGCAUGAAGGAAGUGGGGAAGGUGUUCCUUGCCACCAACAGUGACUACAACUACACAGACGCAAUAAUGACAUACCUGUUUGACUUCAGUGAAGAUGACACGGAGGAGCCCCAGCCCCGUCCCUGGCGCUCUUACUUUGAUCUGAUUGUCGUCGACACUCGCAAGCCACUCUUCUUUGCUGAGGGGACCGUCCUGCGGCAGGUCAACACGGACACAGGGAAGCUGCGGAUUGGCACCUACACAGGACCCCUUCAACACUGCGCUGUUUACUCUGGAGGCUCUUCAGACAUGGUGUGUGAUCUCUUGGGAGUGAAAGGCAAGGACAUCCUCUACAUUGGCGAUCACAUAUUUGGAGACAUCCUCAAAUCCAAGAAGAGGCAGGGCUGGCGCACCUUCCUGGUGGUGCCCGAACUGGCCAAGGAGCUGCAAGUGUGGACGGAGAAAAGCGAACUCUUUGAGGAACUGCGGAGUAUGGACGUGUUCUUGGCUGAACUUUACCAACACUUGGACAGUGGAAGCAACGAGCGGCCGGACAUCAGUUCCAUCAAGAGGCGCAUACAGAAAGUCACUCACGAGAUGGACAUGUGCUACGGGAAGAUGGGCAGUCUGUUCCGCUGCGGCUCCCGCCAGACCCUGUUCGCCAACCAGCUGAUGCGCUACGCUGACCUCUACGCCGCCUCCUUUAUUAACUUCCUGUAUUACCCUUUCAGCUAUCUCUUCCGGGCACCACCCACUCUGAUGCCCCAUGAAUCAACUGUGGAGCACAUGCGCAUAGAGUUCAGUGAGCCAGGCUUGCCCCCAGGGUAUCGGAUGCACCCGCUUGGCCUCUGCAAGCAGCAGAAGUUCCAAAACAUAUUCCAGGACACCAACAACGAUGAGGACUAUGACGACUGAAUUCCUUCA
Euleptes europaea (tarantolino) is the source of this 1644-nucleotide messenger RNA. Its product is annotated as cytosolic purine 5'-nucleotidase-like. The record is from RefSeq and is a predicted model, not a curated record. NCBI's taxonomy places the organism in Eukaryota, Metazoa, Chordata, Lepidosauria, Squamata, Sphaerodactylidae. Gene Ontology annotation, molecular function: 5'-nucleotidase activity. Bases 16 to 1635 code for a protein of 539 amino acids. The transcript has 18 exons.